UGUAUGUAAACCUACCAAGUGAACAGCGUCCGUCCGAGAUCCUUCCUGUACACAGACAGCCACACACACAUGCACUGCACGCCAAGCAUCUGCCAACACUUACACACACAGCCUGCCUCGCAAAGCCAGUGAGUGCUGCACUCACUGCACAUGAGAUCGUCCACCCAGCCCAACGUAUACACACACAUUCCCCUACAGAUCUCAUCUCUGUCUGUCUGUCUUGUCUGCACCCUACCCACCCCACCCCCCCAGCUCCACCUUCCCCCUCCCUCACUGAGGCGUGUCCUGCCUGUUGAUGCUCAUGCUCCACCAGCUCAUGUCAUCCUCUAUUUGACCCGCCGCACCCUCGAUCAGCGAAUACAGUGUCUGCCUGUCCGGGUCUCCCCCGCUGGCCACCAUCUGCCGCUCGCCCCUCAGUCUGCUAUUCCGCAGCAUCGUGAAAAAGACCACCUCCUCGGCGGACAGGUCGGGGUGCCACAUGUCGAUGAUCAAGACGAACCGCGUCACGGGGCCGUCGUGCCACACCUCGUGGGAGAAGGAGUCGUCGAAGACAUAACACCGGCCCUGAGAGAGGAUGGAUGACACACACGCGUCACUUUAGAGGAAUGGAUGGAUGGAUUGAUGGACGCACAGACAUGUGUUUGUGCUGGCUGAUUGACCUCGGUGGGCGUGAUUGUCUGGUCACCGACACGCAGUCUGGUGCCCUCAAGACCCAUGAUCGGCUGCAGGCAGGCCAAACACACAAACAAAUCGACCGACCGGCACAUGGGCCAUCUUGCCUGGACUGGAUGCAUACGUACCAGGUGUAUUCUCAGUUUCUUGUUGGUGGGCCCGUUGUGAGCCCGGAUGUGGGUGCCGGGCGUCAUGGCACUGAACAGGGCGUGGCUGCAAUGCAGCCAUGCCACACACAUGACAUGACAUGACAUGACAUGGCAGACAGGGGCAGAAGACCCGGCAGACAGCGCCGCCCGCCUACCAGUAUUGCCUGGGGAUGCUCUGGAUGAACUCGACUGUCCGCGGGCACAGCGCCACGUUCUCAGGGAAGGGCUGCGGACAGCAGGACACACAGACAGACAGACAGACAGACAGACAGCACCAUGAAGUCAAACACCCCCGUGCUCCUCUGUCUGUCGUCACUCACCUGGUUGUGCAGCAGCAGAUACAGCACAUUCCAGUCGCCGCCCUCGUGGCUCGCCUGGCCGGGCACGCCAUCGCCUUCCGAUGAGGAGCUCGCGGCAUCAUUGCCAGCUCUCUGACGUAUCGGACCCCUGAGAGGGCACAAAAAACCCGUGUCGAGAACAACGGAGUCCAUUUCCAUGGUGCCUGCCUGACGCCUGGUCAUCUAUCUACCUGUAGGGCUGAAAAGUCUGUCUGCCUCUGAGGGCGAGGAGCUCCUCCUUUAUGACGGGAUGAAGGGCCUCCAGCUGGCUGAUGAACGGAAACAUAUCGGCGGGCCACACUGCGUACACACACAUUCACACACGACAAGGAGAGAACCAACCAACAUGUGUGUGUGUGCCACGCACGCCACGUCGUGUUGUGUUGUGUUGUGUGACCUGGUCUGGGGGUGAGUUGUGGGAUGAUCUCUGGGCAACCUCGCUGGGAGGGAUGGGGGUCCACAGGUCGACGAAUGCCCAUCUUCUGAAGCAACCUGACAUGGCAUACAGAGGGAGGGCGACGAACAUCCAUCCAUCCCUCCAUCCAUCCAUUGGCUGGAUGUCUCUAUUCAUCGCUCACCAGGCUCUCGCCCGUUCACACUGAUCGAAAGGGAACACACACACAGCACAGCACACCACACCAACUGGGUCAGCAAAGAAGUGCGUGUCCAUAUGACCGACCUUAUCGUUGCGGCCGUCAGCGAUGCACCUCCGCACGAACGAGCCGAAUGCGGCCCUAUGGAGCGGCGGGAGAAGGUACUCAUCCAUGACCUCCUCCAUCCUCCGCCGGACCCGCUCCUCCAGCGUGCCCAUGAGUUCUCUUCUCCACAAACGAACAGAUCUACUUCAUCCACAUGUUAUACUGACCCUCCUGUGCGUCAUCGGUCCCUCGGCAGCCAAGGGGAAG
Molecule: messenger RNA, 2064 nt
Organism: Vitrella brassicaformis
Lineage: Eukaryota; Vitrellaceae
Source: the annotation of a GenBank genome assembly